AUGGACUCGUCCCUCCAUCCCCUUCAAGGCCUGUACCAGCCACACAACCUCAAGGGACUCUACUAUGGCCCGGAUGUGGUCAAGAACCACAUCUUGUCGGUUCUGCCCUCGGAGACAUCCAAGGCCUUCAUCAUCACGGGCAGUUCCCUCGCCAACAAAACCCCGCUCAUCAAGUCGCUCGAAGAGCUUCUGACCACGAAACACCACGCGGGCACGUUCAGCAACAUCCGACAGCACGCCCCCGUCGCCCAGCUCGACGAAGCGACCGAGAUUGUCAAGAAAGACAGCACCAUCGACACCAUCAUCUCCGUGGGCGGCGGCUCGCCCAUCGACAGCGCCAAAGCCAUCUCUUACCGCCUGCAUGAAACAUCCAAGAAAUGGCUGUUGCACAUUACCAUCCCGACCACGUUGUCUGCGGCAGAGUGCACCGCGAUCGCCGGAUACACGCAAGCAAACGGCACAAAGACCGGCAUCUCCCACCCAAACACUUUCGCCGCGUACAUCUUUUACGAUCCCAAGUUCGCCAUUUAUACACCCCCGGAACUGUUCCUGUCCACGGGCCUGCGAGCUAUGGAUCACGCCGUCGAGAGCCAGUAUCAUCCCAUGACGACGUGGGUCCCCUGCCGGAUAGUCGCGUUGAAUGCCAUCACCGAGCUAUUCCGCCUGCUGCCCAAGUACAAGGAGAACCCUAAGGACGAGGACGUGAUUACGGGGUUGCUGCUCGCCGCCUACGCCAGCUUGGGAUUUACAGGCCAGAACCUAAAGGGCGGCUUGGGCCUUUCUCACACCAUGGGGUAUGCAUUGGGCUCGCCGUACGGCAUCCCGCACGGCAUCACCUCGUGCUUGACGUUGGGCCAUGUCGUGAAACUCAAGGCGCGACAAAACCCGGAGAAUGCAGCCAACAUCGCCGCCAUCUUGCCGUACAUCGGCACCGGAGAGAAGCGGUCCGGCGACGACGUCAAGGACAGUGAUCUCGUCGGCGACCGCAUCUUGGGCCUGGUGCAGGACCUCGGCUUGAAGACGAACCUGACCGAGAAGGGCGUGGGCAAGGAUCAAUUGGAUACCAUCUGCGCGAGGGCCACGGGCGGGCUGGUGCCCGAGAAGGAAAAGGCUCCACAGGACGAAAAGCUCCUGGCGGCGGUGAGGGGGCUGGUUGAGAAGUUGUGGUAG
Messenger RNA from Fonsecaea multimorphosa CBS 102226, 1170 nucleotides. RefSeq lists its product as uncharacterized. Lineage: Eukaryota; Fungi; Ascomycota; Eurotiomycetes; Chaetothyriales; Herpotrichiellaceae. Gene Ontology annotation, molecular function: alcohol dehydrogenase (NAD+) activity; metal ion binding. Bases 1 to 1170 code for a protein of 389 amino acids. The transcript has a single exon. Gene Ontology annotation, cellular component: mitochondrion. The record is from RefSeq and is a predicted model, not a curated record.